AUGCAAAUUUCUCCAUUUUCCUCCUUAUACUUCACUUCACUGACUGCACGUUCAUUUUCAAUAUAACCUCUUCAAUUCAUUUAGCUUCAAUUAAAAUGUACAAAAACUUGGAAACUUACUUAACUGUAUUUAUUUAUUCUUUGAUUUAAGAAUGAGAAAAUAAUGUUUCUCGAAAGACGAAGUAAAACAAUAAUGA
Molecule: messenger RNA, 196 nt
Organism: Paramecium octaurelia
Lineage: Eukaryota; Ciliophora; Oligohymenophorea; Peniculida; Parameciidae
Source: the annotation of a GenBank genome assembly